This is a messenger RNA of Oncorhynchus keta (chum salmon), 3275 nucleotides long. Its product is annotated as alpha-2-macroglobulin-like. The coding region runs from base 190 to 2682 and encodes 830 amino acids. The record is from RefSeq and is a predicted model, not a curated record. Lineage: Eukaryota; Metazoa; Chordata; Actinopteri; Salmoniformes; Salmonidae. The transcript has 22 exons. Gene Ontology annotation, molecular function: endopeptidase inhibitor activity. Gene Ontology annotation, cellular component: extracellular region.
CUGAAGUUCUCGUCCCUCCAGGAGUUGCCAGGGGAGAAGACCUCUCUGAGCCUCCAGGCCCACCCAGGGUCUCUGUGUUCUCUCAGGGCCAUCGACCAGAGUGUGCUGCUGCUGCAGCCUGAACAGGAGCUCACCCUAGACUCUGUCUUCAGUCAGCUGCCUGUUCAGAAGUUGUCUGGAUAUUCAUACAUGGUAGAAGACCCCUACCCAUGCCUUCAAUAUCCUCCAAGAUUUGAAGAGGCGAUGAUUAGGCCCCUUCCACCUGUACCAGAGUUGGUUGUACCUGAUUGGGGGAAACGCUCAUUCAGGUUUGGCCCCAGCGAUGACAAAAACGAUGUCUACAGCAUCUUUAAAGAAGUUGGAAUCAAGAUCCUGACCAACUCUGACGUGAAAAAGCCUUACGACUGCAACACAUUCUUUGCAAGGAAAGAAAAUGGUAUAAUAGAAGCUCGUCCCAUGAACAUGAUGCCAAAUGAGGAGGGUGCACCAACCUCUGGCGCCUCUGACAGGCCUAAGGAGACCGUCCGCACGUACUUCCCUGAGACCUGGAUCUGGGACCUGGUUCCUGUGGGACUUACAGGAAAAGUGAAUGUUGAGAAGACUGUCCCAGACACCAUCACUAAGUGGGCUGCAGGGGCGUUCUGUACUUCCCCAGUGGGUUUUGGCCUGGCUCCCAACACUGGCCUCACUGCCUUCCAACCCUUCUUUGUGAGCCUGACGCUGCCCUACUCUGUCAUCCGGGGGGAGGUGUUCACACUCAAGGCCACAGUGUUCAACUACCUCUCCAAGUGUAUCAUGGUGAAGGUGACUCUAGCUGAGUCCAACCAGUUCAAAGCCAGGACAUGUGAAGGCUGCCAGUACACACUGUGUCUGUGUGCUGAAGAAAGCAGGACCUUCACGUGGAUCCUCACCCCAACUGCUCUAGGGGAGGUGAGUGUGAAAGUGAGCGCCGAGGCAUUGAAAACUGAGAAGCUCUGCGGCAACGAGGUGGCCACGGUGCCAGAGAAAGGACGUAUUGACACCGUUGUGCAAACACUGCUGGUGGAGGCUGAGGGAACCCAGGAGACGGUCAGCCACAACGCUCUGCUCUGCCCUGCAGAGGGCCCGGUGGAGAAGGACAUCUCUCUGAAGCUGCCUAAGGUGUUUGUGGAGGGCUCUGCCAAGGCCUCCCUCUCACUACUGGGUGACCUGAUGGGUCGGGCCAUAAAGAACCUGGACAGCCUGUUGCAGAUGCCCUAUGGCUGUGGAGAGCAGAACAUGUUGCUUUUUGCUCCCAACAUCUACAUCCUCAACUACCUGCAAAGCACCAGGCAGCUCACCGAGGAGAUUCUGACCAGGGCCACAGGCUUCCUAGACAGUGGCUACCAGAGAGAGCUCAACUACAAGCAUGACGAUGGCUCCUACAGUGCCUUUGGGAAGAGCGAUGAGUCUGGAAACACGUGGCUCACCUCCUUUGUGCUGAAGUCCUUUGGAGGGGCCAAGCCCUACAUCUUUGUGGACCCCGCCCACAUUUCCCAGGCCAAGGCCUGGUUGGCCAGUCACCAGCAGACGGAUGGCUGCAUCGCGUCAGUGGGGAAACUCUUCCAUAACGGCAUGAAGGGAGGUGUUGGGGAUCAAGUGUCACUCACUGCCUACAUCACCGCUGCACUGCUGGAGCUGGAUGGCAACACUUCUGACCCCAUGGUGGAGAAGAGUCUGAUGUGUCUGAAGGCAGCAGUGUCUGACAAGCUGGAGAACACCUACACCAUAGCCCUGCUAUCUUACACCUUCACCCUGGCCCAAAACCAGGACAUGAGGGCCAAGCUCAUCACCCACCUGGACAAGAUAUCUGCUACCUCUGGUGGCAAUCGUCACUGGGAGAGAGCAGAGGCUUCUGGGACAAAGACUGACUCUCUGGAGGUGGAGAUGACAUCCUAUGUGCUGCUGGCGCUGCUCUCCGGUCCCACCAUGCCAGGCUUUGGGCUGGAAUACUCUAUUGGCAUUGUCCGAUGGCUGGCCCAGCAGCAGAACCCCUACGGAGGAUUCGCCUCCACACAGGACACAGUGGUAGCACUGCAGGCCCUGGCCAAGUACAGUGCUGCCACCUUCAGUCCAGAGGGCGCUAGUACAGUCAGUGUGAGCUCGGCCGGUGGCCUGAAGAUGAAGUUUACUGUGAAUCAGAGCAACAGGCUGCUCUAUCAGGAGGUGCAGCUGAGGGAGGUCCCUGGGGACUACAACAUCAAGGCACAGGGAAAGAGCUGCGUGUUUGUGCAGAUCGCCAUGCACUACAAUAUUCCCCCUCCUCCUGACUUCUCUGCUUUCAACAUCUCAACAGAGACGCUUGGGAAAUGUGACGGCACCAAGAAAUCUCUGAUCGUGUCUGUGGCUGUCAGGUACAAUGGUCGGCGAGAGGAGACCAACAUGGUGAUCCUCAAUGUCAAGCUUCUCUCCGGCUUCGUCCUGGACAAGUCCUCCCUCGGGCCUUUGAAAAAUGACCCCACUGUCAAACGUGUUGACCUGGAUGAAGGACAUGUCAUCAUCUACCUAGAUGGGCUCAAGCAGAAGGAAACAAAGACGUACAGCCUGGCCAUAGAGGAGGAUGUGCCUGUGAGGAAUCUGAAACCAGCAGUGGUGAAAGUGUAUGACUACUACCAGACAAGUGAUGAAGCUGUGAGUGAAUACAGCUCCCCGUGUGCAGAGUAGGUGAUCGUCAAUGAAGUGUGACAGACAGCGGAUCAAGCUGACUGGACCUGGGCUCAGCCAAAUUGCUUUCCUAUUUGGUGCUUACAGUUCCUGGUUACACAUUGACCAACUUGUAAUCUGUUUAACAUUAAGUGAACACAAUUGAAUAGCUGGGCCUUAAGAUUUUACCUCUACUUCUGUUGUAAUCCUGCUAAAGUGAUUGUAGUGUUUCUACUGCAAAUUGAAAUAUUAAUAAAACCAUGCUAUGGAUUCAAAACAAAUGUUACAGAGUCUGGUUUAAUAGGUCUGAAUUGAGAAUCCAUACAUGAAAGUGUACAGUCAACAUAUGGUGUCAGAUGGGAGCUAUGUUCUACAGUGCGGGAGACUAGAUGUUGACUGAAGUGUCUUGGCCAUCAGACUUCUUUUGAAAUGUAUUUUUGUACAAUACUGGUUGAAUGAGUGACAUUUUACUAACACUGAACAUUUGGUUAUACCCAUUACGGUGUGGGGAAAAUAUAUCAAGGUCUUUUCUCACACUUGAGUGACAUGGUUAACCUGCUUGAGGUACUAUAAACCUAAACACAUUCAGAAUCCUUUAAAACGUCAAGCAACCA